Molecule: messenger RNA, 3396 nt
Organism: Nylanderia fulva
Lineage: Eukaryota; Metazoa; Arthropoda; Insecta; Hymenoptera; Formicidae
Gene: Cyt-b5-r
Product: Cytochrome b5-related
Biological process (GO): lipid metabolic process
Source: RefSeq, a predicted model, not a curated record
UAUCUCGACAGAUCUCGCGACAUCGCUCGCGUUUCUCGUCUCUUUCCGCGCGAUUGUCGCGAUGAAUCGACGUGGCCGGCAGGUUUGUCGACCGGAUCUGCAACGGUACCGUACAGCGUAUGUACCUAGGGGAAAAGCUACCGCGGCUACGGCCAGGUCGCCACGCCGACCAAAUCCCAGUUUGUCGCGCUUAACCGGCGCGCGAGGUCCGACCUGUCGCGCUGCGAGAAGUCGAACUGUGCUGUGCGAUCCAGAAUUAAGCAGAUUCAGUACAAUGCGGUACCGAACGUCAUCGAUCAUCGUCAUCGCGCUUCUGAUCGUCCUGUUGGACGGCGCGAUCGGCAGACUGCGGGUCGCCUAUCGCUGGAAGCAAAUCGAUUACAAUUGGCCGAGCGAUGACACCAAAAGAUUAUUCCCGGAUUACAAGCAGGAGGACAAUUUGCCUUUGGGUCUAGAAGUGGCUGGCGACCGGAUCUUCAUCACUGUGCCGAGAUGGAGACAAGGAGUCGCCGCUAGUCUCAAUUAUAUUAGACUUAACGACACCCGCGAAUCGCCACCUCUAAUUCCUUACCCGUCCUGGGAGGCUCAUCAAUACGGUGCUGCUGGGGUGCCUGAGAUCGUCUCGACGUUUCGGGUGCGUGCCGAUCGUUGCAAUCGGCUGUGGGUCCUGGACACAGGACUCACGGACAUCCUGGGCAGCCCCGAGCAGCAGGCGCCGCCGGCGCUGAUCAUCUACGAUCUGACAACCGAUCGCAUGCUGCGCAAACACGUGAUACCGACGGACCAGAGGACUCCCGAUUCCCUGUUCGCCAAUAUCGCCGUCGAGGAUUACUCGUGCGAGGACUCGUACGGCUACCUGGGCGAUCUUGGCGGACCAGGGCUUGUCGUGUACUCCUGGAGCCUGCAUUCCUCUUGGCUCGUCAAACAUCACUCCUUCCAUCCGGAUCCGAUGGGCGGCGAGUUCAAGGUGUCGGGAAUAUCGUUCCAAUGGAACGAUGGUUUGUUCGGGAUGGCUCUUGCGCCGACUGGUGACGGAUAUAGCACCAUGUAUUAUCAUCCACUCUCCAGUGGCAUGGAAUUUUCUGUCACUACGAGAUUGCUGCGCGAUCCUCAGCGUGUCGGUGCUGCGGAAACGUCUCACGAAUUUCAAACAUUGGGCUCGCGUGGUCCCAAUGGCCAGAGCAGCGUCAGCUUCCUCGAUCCGAAAACCGGAAUUCUCUUCUACGCGCUCACCAAUCUAAACACCAUCGCUUGCUGGAGGCCGCAAAAUAAAUUCUUUGUACAACAGCAAGGUUACGUAUACCAGGAUAACGUGACCAUGAUUUUCCCCAACGAUCUCAAGAUCGAUCGAAAUGGCAAUCUGUGGGUUCUUUCGGACAAAUUGCCCCUCUUCAUGUAUUCGCAAUUGGACGUGCACGACUAUAACUUUAGGAUACUCACGGCAUCGGUCGAAGAACUUGUCAUGGAUACGGUUUGCGCAUCAACAUCGUCUUCGAUUUAUCCCACGACGAUGCAUGAUCAUAGAGAUCAUAUGGACCACAAAGAUUACACGAGCACGACACCCAGAAUCGGCAGAUUCAAUUCUGCCAGUUUCAUGAAGAUCGAGACCAAUGUUCUCAUAAUAACGACGUUGUUGACAUUCCUAAUCAAAGCUUUUAUAUCGACUCUGACGAUUGAAAUGAUUCAUGCGAGUCAUCGUGCACUUGAUGCGAGUCAUCGACCUGUUGCACCUGCACUCUUCAAGUUUUAUCUAUGCAUAAAUAAUUUAAUCCGGCCAUUAUUUAAACGCGUGGUGCAUUCAUUGCGACUACCAGAGUUGAGCUACAAAGUCUUGCAUCCGUGGACCACGAAUCGUGAUAUUAAAAACGACGUUCAUUAUCAAUUGUUGUUUACCGUGAAAGGCCCGGUGCACGCGAGAGAGAACACUACUCCGUUCAUUAUUCAAUAUCCCUUCCACGCGGAGAUUAAGAAAACCUUCAAUAUGUCAAAAACUAGUACAGUGCCCGGAUUAGCUUAUCUAUCAGCGAGAGAGCACCUAACGCUAAAAACUGGGGCUAAUUUUCUGGAGGCUAAAAGAAAAAUCGACGGUGCAGAAGGAUUGUGGAGGAUUGAAAACAAACUCUACGACUUAGAGAAUUUUACGAAAUCGCAUCCGGGUGGUGCAGAAUGGCUUCGGCUCACAAAAGGAACUGACAUCACCGAAUUAUUCGAGAGCCAUCACCUUACCGAUAAGGCCGAGCGGCUACUGCCGAAAUUCUAUGUUCGGGAAGCCACGACACCGCGAUCUGCACCUUGGACCUUCUCAUCAGACGGUUUUUAUCGUACAUUCAAGAGACGGGCAGCCGAGGCUUUAAAGAGCGUCGAUUUUCAUCGGCCAUCCACGACAACGAAUCUCAUUAUCGAUUCCUUGAUGGCCAUGACAUUUGCAUUGAGUCUUGCGGGUGCCUUCGCCAAUUCGUACAUAAUUGUCUUUUUCGCCAGCAUUUUUCUGACAUGGACUACUGUUGCUGCACACAAUUACUUCCACAUGCGAGACAACUUUCGCAUGUACUAUUUCGAUCUCAGUAUAUUAUCCUCGAAGAAUUGGCGUAUCUCGCACGCAAUGAGCCACCAUAUGUAUACUAAUACUUUGUGGGAUUAUGAAAUUUACGCGUUCGAACCAUUUCUCCAAUGGAUGCCUCGUAAGGAUAAAUCCUACUUCGCGGGAAUAAUAAGUAAAAUUAUCAGUCCUAUCGUCUGGAUGCUUGUGUUUAUGGUCGAAGGCGUCAAACGAUACUACUCGGUGUUUAUGGAAUGGAAAGUCUUUGAAUUUCGCGACUUCGUCCCCUUUUUGCUGCCUUUGACGAUGAGUUUGCUGGCGCCCAAGAUUCUCGUCGCAUUCAAGCUAUGGCUAAUAAUGCUGCUGAUGAGUAGCGCUCUGUUUGGCUUAAUUGGUUUCAACGCAGCCCAUCAUCAUCCCGAUAUUUUCCACGACGGUGAUAUCUACAGAAAUGAUCUGGACUGGGGUCUGCUCGAGAUGGACGCAGUGCGCGAUCGCAAGGUGAUCGAUGAUUCAAUCUUCCUGGCGAUUACCAACUUCGGUUCGCACACACUGCACCAUCUGCUGCCUACUGUGGACCAUUAUUAUCUGGAACUGUGCAUGCCCGCUUUUCUGCAAACUUGCAAGGAAUUUCGCGUCGAUUCGGGCAAAUGGACGCAGUGGGAGCUCAUCAAGGGACAAUUCAGGCAACUCACGCGAACCGAAGGAAAGAAGAAUCACAGAUGAUUCUCAUCUUCGACACGAGACAGUUCAUUCAAUUGUAAGACAUUUUAUAUAUUAUUUUGUAUCAUCUUUUUUGACAUAAAUAUCUCAUUGAAUAAUGAUAAAUGAAAUAAACUGAAAUUUUUUCAUCGUAA